Molecule: messenger RNA, 670 nt
Organism: Tripterygium wilfordii
Lineage: Eukaryota; Viridiplantae; Streptophyta; Magnoliopsida; Celastrales; Celastraceae
Product: 60S ribosomal protein L6, mitochondrial
Exons: 2
Coding region: 193-501 (102 amino acids)
Biological process (GO): translation
Cellular component (GO): ribosome
Molecular function (GO): rRNA binding; structural constituent of ribosome
Source: RefSeq, a predicted model, not a curated record
GAAUAAAGCCGAAAAACUGAAAACCCAAUGAAUCCAGCGAAUCAAGAUUCAGGACUCCAGGAGAGGAAAGGAAAACCCUUCCUUCCCUGUCGAUUGUACAGUAGAGAAGCGAGCACUCGAGACCUCCAUCUUCAGCCCUCACUUGCAACGCCCAUCAAAAGAAUCCAGGAUUUCAAUUGACACUUAACUACAAUGGAAGCCAAGUUCUUUCGUUUUCUGAAGAUUGUUGGUGUUGGAUAUAAAGCCAGGGCUGAAGCAGAGGGACGCUUAUUAUUUCUCAAAUUGGGGUACAGUCAUGAGGUUGAACUAACUGUUCCUCCGGCUGUUCGUGUCUUCUGUUUCAAGAACAAUGUAGUUUGCUGCACUGGAAUAGACAAGCAUAGGGUGCACCAGUUUGCUGCUGCUGUUCGUAGUUGCAAGCCUCCUGAAGUUUACAAAGGCAAGGGCAUAAUGUACACUGAUGAAGUUAUCAAGAAGAAGCAAGGGAAGAAGUCCAAAUGAGGGCCAAUGUGUUGUUACCUUCGAGGCUGGUUCACAGUACUUCUUUCUGUAGAAGCUAUUUUCAUUGUUGAGCCCAAAAUGAAAGGAUUUUGUAGUUUGAAGCUGUCUGAAAUAAUGUUUAAACGUUGAACAAUCAUUCAAGUUUUAGUCGCGAUUGCAGAUUCCUGUC